Molecule: messenger RNA, 504 nt
Organism: Limanda limanda (common dab)
Lineage: Eukaryota; Metazoa; Chordata; Actinopteri; Pleuronectiformes; Pleuronectidae
Gene: vopp1b
Product: VOPP1 WW domain binding protein b
Exons: 5
Coding region: 1-504 (167 amino acids)
Cellular component (GO): cytoplasmic vesicle membrane
Source: RefSeq, a predicted model, not a curated record
AUGCAGAGAUCUGGCUCCAACACAGAAUGUGGGAGGGCGAAAAAAUACUGCUGGUAUUUUGAAGGUGGAUACCCCAUCUACUUCAUAUGUCGCUCUUAUGAGGACUGCUGUGGGACUCGCUGCUGUGUGAGGGCCCUGUCCAUCCAGAGACUAUGGUAUUUCUGGGUGCUGCUGAUGAUGGGGGUGCUGUUCUGCUGUGGUGCUGGUUUCUUCAUCCGCAGACGGAUGUAUCCGUCCCCUCUGAGAGACGAGACGGCAUUCAACGUCUCCUUCACCAGGCAUCCUGCCACCUCACCAGUUUCCCAGCAGCCAGGAAGUAUGCAGGGGUUCGGGGUCAAUGGGAUGACGGGGGGUGACCCAGGGAUCACCAUGACCCACCCAGCAUACGCAGCACAGCCUGGCUCCGCCCAUAUGAUGAUGAGCUCCUAUCCUCCACCUCCAUCCUACUGCAACCACCCACCACCGUCCUACGAACAAAUAUUUCAAAACAGCGACAAGAAGUAA